AUGGCAAACCGACUGAAGGCGUAUGUGGACUUCUUGAAUGGGCUGCCUGCGACACUCGCACGAACCAACUUUGAGACUGCUGUGACAGAGCUAUAUGCGCACAUCCUUCAGUUUCUGGCCCGAGCUAUUCAGAUAUACCAGACCUCAACGAUCCAGCGCGCCUUUACCGCGUUUUGGAAAGACGGCGAUAUCGAGGAUUUCGAAAAAGAAUGCAACCAGCUUGGCAUGAAUGUUGAGAUCGAGGCGAGUAAUUGUGACCGUACAUUGAAUGCCCGGGAUCGCGAGCACACUGAAAAAUUUCAGCGAAAACUCCAGGGAACGCUCGAGGAGCUCCAGAGAUCCCAUAAACUUGAAGCACUCAGCCGAAUAGAGAAGAAGAUCGACUUGGCCAGGUUGCCAUAUGUCAAAGGAGCCGCGUUCGAUUCCCAUGGCGAGGACUAUAUCACCUGCCAUCGUGAUACUCGAGUCGACUUACUACAUCAUCUUCGGGACUGGGCUCAGCAACCCCAGAGCAAUCGCAUCUUCUGGCUCAAUGGCAAGGCCGGCACAGGGAAGUCUACCAUCUCCCGGACUUUCGCGGAGUGGUUAACCGGUCCAGGUCGCCUGGGAGGUGUGGAUCUUGGGGCCAGUUUCUUCUUUAAACGAGGUGAAGGUGACCGAGGUUCUGCAUCGCUAUUCUUUCCCACCAUUGCCCAAGAACUUGUUUCAAAGGUAUCAGGGCUGGAUACUCUUAUCGCGGAAGUGGUUACUUCCGAUCCCUUCAUAUCUGACAAGCGUUUGGGCAUGCAAUUCGACAAGUUAAUUUAUGAACCCUUGCAAAAGUUGAAAACCCCUACCAAUGGCUAUUCGACUCUAGUGGUAGUGGUAGAUGCUUUGGACGAAUGUCAGAAUGAAGGCGAUGUUAGAACCAUUCUCGAGUUAUGGUCUCGCCUUCCCCAGAUCACGACUGUUUGUCUUAAACUCUUUCUGACGAGCCGGCCCGAUAUGCCUAUCCUGGAAGGGAUGGAGGGUAUGCAUGGUGAUGCUCGUCAGGACAUGAUUCUACACGAGGUUCCUCGAACGAUGAUUCAGCAUGACAUAUCUGUGUUUUUGAAGGAUGCAACUUCCAAGAUCAGGAAGAAUUAUAAUUCUAAACGACGAUCAAAUACACUCGAUCAUGACUGGCCGGGUGAUAAAGCCUUUGAAGUGCUAGUCGAUAUGGCCGUCCCUUUGUUUAUCGUUGCUGCGACUAUAUGUCGUUUCAUCGGCGAUCCUCAUUUUCCUCCUCAACGCCGGCUUGAAACGAUCUUACAAUCUCGAAGUGUGGCUCAUAUAUCCCAGAUCGAGAAAACCUACCUUCCUGUCGUCCAGCAACUUUCAGCAACCUUAAGCGACUCAAAUGAUGAGAACAAGCUAUAUCAAGACUUCCAGAUGAUCGUUGGAUCUAUCAUCACCUUUGCCGAACCGCUCUCCGUGAGUUCCCUAUCAUCCCUUCUCAAUGUGUCAACAGACACCAUCGAGCCCCUUCUAGGCUAUCUGCAUUCUGUUCUGCAAGUUCCCGCCGACUUUGAGACGCCUAUUCGGACUUUUCAUCUAUCCUUUAGCGAGUUUCUAUUGAGCGACAGACUUCGACGCGAACCUUUUGGGGUGAACGGCCCGGCCACGCAUCGAAUGCUUGUGACGAAAUGUCUGCAAUUGCUGUCCAAUGGUCUGCGAGAGAACCUAUGCGAUCUUAAAUAUCCGGGCCAGCCACGACGACAGCUUGACCGAACUAUAAUCGAUGAACGCCUUACACCCCCCUUUCAGUAUGCAUGCCGGUACUGGGUAUAUCAUGUCCAGCAUAGCGAGGCUCCGAUUCAUGACGAUGAUAAAGUGCAUAUGUUCCUACAGAAGCACUUCCUCCACUGGCUUGAAGCUCUAAGCCUAAUGGACAGGAUCACUGAAGCCAUUGGACACAUAGGCGCCUUACAAUCAAUUGUGCCGAAGUCUAGAGAGAAGACUGGCCCUAAAAUGAGGCAACAGGCGAACGAGUCAACUCAGCUAUCAGCCUUUCUUGAAGACGCGCGACGGGUUGUCCUUGCGAAUCGAUAUAUCGCCGACCUUGCUCCUCUUCAGAUUUAUUCGUCGGCUAUGAUUUUCGCACCACAGACCAGUAUUGUGAGGAACAUUUGUGGUCAGACCCCAACAUGGAUAUCGAGGCAUCCGAUAACUCCAGUAAUGUGGAGUGCGGAGCUACAGAAGCUGGAGGGACACACUGAUUGGGUGUACGCGGUAGCCUUCUCGCCCGACGGCUCACUGCUGGCCUCUGCAUCAAGCGAUCGGACGGUCAGGCUCUGGAACCCGAGCACGGGUCAAGAGGUGCAGAAGCUGGAGGGACACACUAGUUCGGUGAACGCGGUGGCCUUCUCGCCCGACGGCUCACUGCUGGCCUCUGCAUUGGACGAUGGGACGGAGCUGAAGGGACACACUAGUCCGGUGAACGCGGUGGCCUUCUCGCCCGACGGCUCACUGCUGGCCUCUACAUCAAGCGAUCAGACGGUUAGGCUCUGGAGCUCGAGCACGGAGAUGCAGGAGCCGGAGGGACACACUGAUUCGGUGAACGCGGUGGUCUUCUCGCCCGACGGCUCACUGCUGGCCUCUGCAUCAAGCGAUCAGACCGUCAGGCUCUGGAAACCCGGCACAGGUCAAGAGGUGCAGGAGCUGGAGGGACACACUGAUUUAGUGUACGCGGUAGCCUUCUCGCCCGACGGCUCAUUGCUGGCCUCUGCAUCGGGCGAUCAGACCGUCAGGCUCUGGAACCCGAGCACGGGUCAAGAGGUGCAGAAGUUGGAGGGACACACUAGUUGGGUGUUAGCGGUGGCCUUCUCGCCCGACGACUCACUGCUGGCCUCUGCAUCAAACGAUGAGACGGUCAGGCUCUGGAACCCGAGCACGGGUCAAGAGGUGCAGGAGCUGGAGGGACACACUGGUCCGGUGUUCGCGGUGGCCUUCUCGCCCGACGGCUCACUGCUGGCCUCUGCAUCGUACGAUCAGACGGUCAGGCUCUGGAACCCGAGUACAGGUCAAGAGGUGCAGGAGCCGGAGGGACACACUGGUUCGGUGAACGCGGUGGCCUUCUCGCCCGACGGCUCACUGUUGGCCUCUGCAUCAAGCGAUCAGACGGUCGGGCUCUGGAACCCGAGCACGGGUCAAGAGGUGCAGGAGCUGGAGGGACACACUAGUUCGGUGAGCGCGGUGGCCUUCUCGCCCGACGGCUCACUGCUGGCCUCUGCAUCGGACGACGGGACGGUCAGGCUCUGGAACCCGAGCACGGGUCAAGAGGUGCAGGAGCCGGAGGGACACACUGGUUCGGUGAGCGCGGUAGCCUUCUCGCCCGACGGCUCACUGCUGGCCUCUGCAUCGUACGAUCAAAUGGUCAGGCUCUGGAACCCGAGUACAGGUCAAGAGGUGCAGGAGCUGGAGGGACACACUGGUUGGGUGUUCGCGGUGGCCUUCUCGCCCGACGGCUCACUGCUGGCCUCUGCAUCAAGCGAUCGGACGGUCAGACUCUGGAACCCGGGCACAGGCCAAGAGGUGCAGGAGCUGAAGGGACAUACUGGUUGGGUGAACGCGGUAACCUUCUCGCCCGACGGCUCACUGCUGGCCUCUGCAUCGUACGAUCAGACGGUCAGGCUCUGGAACCCGAGCACAGGUCAAGAGGUGCAUGAAUUCGAGGCCGUACCCUCUAUCACGACUAUGCGUUUUGCAAUCGACAAUAAGACCUUACUUACUAACCGAGGAGCUCUAUCCAUUGAUACUCGAUUAGUUCCUGAACAGGCUAUCAGAUCUUCAACCAAUGAAACUAUCGUGAUCAAAAAUGAGUGGAUUCGACGAGGUGAAUAUAAUUUCCUCUGGCUUCCACAUGAGUAUCGCAGUGGUUGUUCGACAUUCUAUGGCAAUACGAUUGCCAUUGGUCUGAAGACUGGCCAAGUCAGAUUUAUUCAGCUUGAUGGUCCUUAA
This is a messenger RNA of Rhinocladiella mackenziei CBS 650.93, 3978 nucleotides long. RefSeq lists its product as uncharacterized. Gene Ontology annotation, molecular function: protein binding. Bases 1 to 3978 code for a protein of 1325 amino acids. The record is from RefSeq and is a predicted model, not a curated record. Lineage: Eukaryota; Fungi; Ascomycota; Eurotiomycetes; Chaetothyriales; Herpotrichiellaceae. The transcript has 3 exons.